GUGUGGACGCCCACCAGUGCUUUUAUUGACCUCCGGGGUAUAAGGAGGUAUCCCAGCAUACCUUAGAAGCCUCUCUGGUAAUCAUGCACACUCCACUGCCCUGGGCUCAGCUGACCCCACCUUUAAAUGCCCCGGGGAAUUUUAAAAAUCCCCUUCCUGUUUGCUCAGCCAGGUGUGGAGUGCAAUCAAUCAUUCAAUCAAUCAGCGACCAUGCCUCCACGCCCCAAACGAGCCCCAGCAUGGAACAAUUCCGAGCUGCAGGACCUCAUCAGUGUUUGGGGUGAGGAAGCUGUGCAAGCACAGCUGCGCUCCAGAAGGAGAAAUUAUGAUACCUAUGGGCAGAUAUCGCAGUCCUUGCUGAGAAGGGGCUAUGAACGGGAUGCGUUGCAGUGCAGGGUCAAAAUAAAAGAGCUGAGGAGUGCUUACUGCAAAGCCCAUGAGGGAAAUCGCCGCUCCGGAGCUGCCCCCACAACCUGCCGUUUUUACAAGGAGCUGGAUGCCAUACUUGGGUGUGACCCCACUGCCAAUCCGAGGACCACGAUGGAGAGUUCAGAGCAGGGAGAAGUGGGGGAGGGUGUAGAGGAAGCCGACAGUGAGGCUACUGGCAUGGAGGGAGACACCCCGGAGUCCCAGGAGGCAUGCAGCCAGGAGCUCUUCUCAAGCCAGGAGGAGGCUAGCCAGUCGCAGCAGCUGGAAGUUGCUGGUGAGGAAGAAGCUGAGGAGUGUGCUCGGGUGACCUUGACUAAUGCAGCCGGAUCACCGGCCUCACGUCGGUUGCAGAACUUGAGAAAAAAUCCGUGAAAAUCAAAAGAAGAAUUGAUCAAAGCAGUUAUGAUUCACUACAACAGAGAAAGUAGGAAGACGCAGGAAUGGAGAGAGAAAAUGUAUGAGUGGAGGCAAACAGAAAGCAGGAGAAAGGAAUUGGCUACCAAAAAAACCUCAAAGCAGAUGAUAAGCCUCCUGGCUCGCCAAACUG
This is a messenger RNA of Gopherus flavomarginatus (Mexican gopher tortoise), 976 nucleotides long. Its product is annotated as zinc finger and SCAN domain-containing protein 20-like. The transcript is spliced from 2 exons. Lineage: Eukaryota; Metazoa; Chordata; Testudines; Testudinidae. The coding region runs from base 127 to 801 and encodes 224 amino acids. The record is from RefSeq and is a predicted model, not a curated record.